GAGAUGAUUGAUCGAUGAUGCGAAGACCGAUUGAGUCGGUCUGGUUUGGUGAAAGACUUGUUGUCAAAGAUGGCAGCGUCGUCGUCGUCUUCAUUGCGUGUUUACAGCGCAAUACUUAAAGAACUGCGGUCCAUGCAAGGACGCAAUUACAAGCAGUCGCUGGCGUACUCUUAUGUCAAGGACCAGUUUCGUAAAAAUAAGGUGACAGGAGAGAGGUACUGCCGUGCCCAGCAGGAGGCGCUCCAUGCUUCCCAAACGUACCUGUGUCUGCUGACAUCCACAAGGAACCACCAGGCCCUGCACGACCUCUACCACGGGAAGGGAGAGCGCAGCCCGGAGGAGGUGGCCGGCCUGGUGGGGCUCAGGUUGCCCACUCAGCCUGGAGGCAAAGGCUGGGAGAAGUGACCUCUGUGGGGCGUGACGACGGGAUAAGGAUGCCUCGGGAACUUUGAGCAAAGGGAUGAGUGAAAGAGUAACGGCUGUGGACUGUACCUGCUAUCCCCCACGGAAGACAUAUAUGUACGGAGAAAUACAUGAUAAAUAUAUUUACGUCACGGUUUAUAAAUAUCUCAUUUUGUUCUUGUCCUGCAAAUGUUGGAAUAUGUUGAAAAGCCGGAGCAGACAUUCACAAGAACUGUUUGGGUUUGAUUCGAUUCUCUAUUAAACAAUGA
Molecule: messenger RNA, 671 nt
Organism: Doryrhamphus excisus (bluestripe pipefish)
Lineage: Eukaryota; Metazoa; Chordata; Actinopteri; Syngnathiformes; Syngnathidae
Gene: fmc1
Product: formation of mitochondrial complex V assembly factor 1
Cellular component (GO): mitochondrion
Source: RefSeq, a predicted model, not a curated record